ACUCAAGUGACCGCCGGGGUCAUCGGUGUACCAGGUUAAAGUAGGUAAAAGCAGGCUUCCCCGAAUUUCAAGGUCACGUCAAGUUUCGUCUUCCCUUUAGAAACUGACCAAGCUGGAACCGUUCUGACCGCAAGGACAAGAGUAGGCGUUCCGUCAAGUCAAUCCGUAGCCAGUCUCCAGCUGCACAUAUUCAUGCAGCAUGUUUGCGGUGCUUCUCUUCGUUAUCGCAACGUCGGCCUGCCAACUCCCAGAAGGUCCCAGAAAUGGCAGGACCAUCCCAGACCGUCGACCCGUGAACAAGACGAACUGCUUCAUCGGCGCAACGGUCUCCUACGUCUGCAACGUGGGAUAUGCACUCCUGGGCCACGACAGCCAAGUCUGUCGAACCGAUGGCUCCUGGUAUCCUCCAGGACCGCCCUCUUGCGUAGACAAGCAUGUCGUGGCCAAGUUGGCCUACCAACCUGCCCCUCACCCCAAUGGUGACCAACAGCUCAUCAUCGAAAGUAAGACCGUGAACCGCUGUAACGCAGUGUUUCGUAAUUCACCAUGGUUCGUCGUGGAACAGCGAGGCGUACUUCCCGUUUCCGUGGUUAAGAUGAGCGUCUCUGCGAACAUGGCGUCUUCGCCGGCGGUAACCCUAACGGUUCGUGUCGGAAACUACUCCGUGGCUCUCCUCAAGAAUCCCGUUUGCGCUGUCUUCCACGGCACUCUCCUGACGGAUCGCGUCCUAUACCUGCAGUGCUCCGAGGUUCUUCGAGGACACUACGUCAUCCUUCACGCGCGUAGUCACGAUCCAGUUUCCUUGUGUGAGCUCGUGACGUACGCCGUGAGCACUCCUGUCCCAAGCCGUGGCGCAGAGUUGUCUAACGGAUCCGUCGAAAGCCUCGUCGGUCUUUGUUUCGGAGUCGCGUUUGUGGUCAUUGCCUGUUGUCUUCUCUGCGAAACGGCCAAAGCUGUGUGGCGCAAGGAGGUCUUUCCCACCGGCUCAUACGAGAGUUUUUAGUGUGCAUUUUUGUGUGCUCGGUUCUCACCUUUUUAUCUGAUUUUAUGUAGCGUAUUGCAUUAUGGCUUCGAGUUGGAAACUACGGACGCACUUACGCUGCAGACGAACCUGCACUCUCGGUUCACUUUUGUAGCGAUCCUUCCUCGUAGCUUUUAAUAAGCUCUCGUUUGCUUUCAUUAUUGUACGUGACAAGCCCAAAGUAACACUCGGGUGUGUAAGAUUAUUUUACUCAAAAUAAACGCGUAAACAA
This is a messenger RNA of Ixodes scapularis (black-legged tick), 1253 nucleotides long. RefSeq lists its product as uncharacterized. The coding region runs from base 200 to 1003 and encodes 267 amino acids. The record is from RefSeq and is a predicted model, not a curated record. The transcript has a single exon. NCBI's taxonomy places the organism in Eukaryota, Metazoa, Arthropoda, Arachnida, Ixodida, Ixodidae.